GUGUUUUGCCUGAUUGACCACAUCGAUUCUCUCUACAACUAGUAAUAAACUGGUUCGCUUUGAUUACCUACAGCGCGCUUAUCACGUCCUACUAAUUUGGAUAUAGUGUUUAAUUUAACGCACAGAGAGAGAGGCAUACAUGCUUAUUGCUCAAGAUUAAUACAUUGUAACUUUGAAUGAGACUUAGAAGAGGCCUUUACAGAAACAAUACAUAAACAAGAUGAAUUCUUCAAAUCAAACAUACUUCGAUUUGGAUGAUUCUUUUUUCGAUACCGCAAUGAAAUUAGCCGUUGCGUUUACGGCAUUCUAUGGCAUAGUAAUUGUAUUGGGAACUUUACUAAACCUCUGGUUGCUUCUUGCCAUAGCCACUAGCCAAGAAUUGAGGUCACGCAUGCGCAAUAAGCUUCUCAUCAGCACAUGUGUUCUCCAUCUGUUGUUCUGCCUAGUUGAAGGUCCACUGCAGACUUCAUUUUCCUUCUCUACCGAUUACGGACACUUUUGCUUUCACUUUUACGCGACAGUUAACAUUGAACUCAUGCUGGACUUUGUGUCCAACUACACACUGCUUACAAUGGUCAUCGUAUUUGUCCUGCAGCUGAUGGACUUGAAGCUUAGCGUAUGGCUGUCCAGCCUCGGGCAACGUCUUGUCACCGUAGGAGUUAUUUUAUUGCCCUGGGUCGCCUCGUUGAUCACCAUCCCUGCCAUGAUCAUGGGUAGCGCCAAGGUUCGAAUUACACCGGAAUGCUCAAUCCCGUACUCUUACGCUACCAUGAGACUCCUGGACACUCUCUUGCCACUCUCGCUUGCCAUAGUCAUCACAGUAAUGGCAUUGCUGAAGAAGCGCAGAAGGUUCAGGGCCGGUUUUACAUCUAGCGGAAUGCAGGUGGAACUGUUAAGUCCUGGUCCAGAGAUGGAUGAAGCCAAGACGUAUAUUGCUGCGGUUGGUGUCGCAUUGUGUUGUGAUUCGAUCAUCGCCCUUUUAGAAUUUGAGCUUAACUUUAAGUCCCACAAAACUCGAAUAAUUGUUUGGUAUAUCGCUCUCACACUGGAAUGCGCCAGACCUUUGUUUAUGUUUUUUCCCUGGUUGAUGUUUAAAGACGUCAGACAACGCUUGAAGUCAUGGAAGCCAUGGCUCCGACCUAAACCUGGAAUAGAGUUAAGCGACGUCCAGAGUGGAGACACCCAAGCUUGAUCUGCGUUUGUUGGCUGACAGUGUCCCGAAGUCAUGAAUAGAAAACAUUAUCUAUAUAAACACAUAGUCAAAAAUAUAAAUGAUAACUAUUGAUAAGCUGAUCUACAAAACAACGGAAAUGUCAGCCGCUUAGUGUUGUGAGGUCUUUUAUGGUUAAUAAAUGAUAACUAUUGAUAAGCUGAUCUACAAAACAAUGGAAAUGUCAGCCGCUUAGUGUUGUGAGGUCUUUUAUGGUUAAUAAAUGAUAACUAUUGAUAAGCUGAUCUACAAAACAAUGGAAAUGACAGCCACUUAGUGUUGUUAGGUCUUUUAUGGUUAAUAAAUGAUAACUAUUGAUAAGCUGAUCUACAAAACAAUGGAAAUGUCAGCCACUUAGUGUUGUGAGGUCUUUUAUGGUUGACUUUUCAGCCUCGUAUUUUGAGUACUUUUACAGAUCAUUUCUCUUUUAUCAUUUCUAUCAAAACCUUUGCAAAGAAUGAAAUGCUCCCUCCAAUGGUGUGUGGGGGUGGGGGCGGGGAGGGGGCCUCGCACGAGACUCAUAACAACUAUUUUUGAGAGAAGAAAUAGCGAAACGGAAAUAGCGAAACGGAAAUAGCGAAACGGAAAUAGCGGAAACGGAAAUAGCGAAACGCGUCUUUGGUGUUACUACGUACUUAAUAAAAUGCAGAUUUUUAUUCGUUCCCUUUUUUUUUAAAAAAAUGUUUUUUAUUUCAUUUGGGGCCUCAAAAUUCAUAUUGCCUAGUGCCUCCAAUUAUCUAUGCCUUGGUCUGAUAAACAAUAAGCGACGACUGUUUAUUGAGAAAGGGGGCCAAAUGUUUUAUAGUCUAAAGCUCAUGGCGUUAGACUCAGACGCACACACACACACACAACUGGCGAUAGCAGAAUAAGUUCAUUUUAUUUGUGUGUGUGUGUGUGUGUGUAAUGUAUGGGCGAAUGUAUGUGCGUGUGUCUGUGACUGUGUGUGUGUAUGCACAUUCAUGUGCGUGCAUCUGAGUGUAUGCGUGUUUGAAUGUGUAGCCUACGAGAGAGAAGCUGCUAAGGUCAAGAUGAGUUCAAUAUUUCUUGUGUGUUGUUUUGCAAAAGGAAAAACAAAACUUUUUAAUGUUAAUAUUAUUUUAAUUUAAAUCAUUUUCAUUAAUUUAUUAAAGGCCUAUUUGUUUUGUGAUAAUAUAAAUUAAAAAAUAAUUUUCCUAUUAAUAAAUAAAAUAUAUAUCUUAUUUGCAUAAUGUGUUUCGUAUAUUUGUUCAUCCGAGUUUUUAAAGUCUAAAUAUGAACACACUGGUUUUUACAAAGCUUACUCUGUCUGUCUGUUAAAAAGUUGGUACACCUUAUUUCUCCCACACAAACUAUUGGAUCAACCUGAAAUUUCACACAAUUAUUUCUUUUACCUUUCAACACAAGAAUCAAUAUAAUAAUUUACCUAUUAAUUAAUUAACUGUUGGUAAUUAAUAAAAUUUUCUUUGUUAUCUCGAACAAGGGAAAGAAAUUGUACUUUACUGAGGUGGUGGUAUAAGCUUUAUAGGUUGUCGCUUUAAAGUAAGUUUAAAACAGCCAAUAGAUAACUAAACAAUCUUCUAUUUUCAUACACACCUCAUUAGCAGAGUGGUUAGAAUGUCGGCUUGAGAAGGCUUGGGUCAUAAGUUCAAAUUCAGGUCAUUUCCACUUAUUUUUUUUAACAAAUGCUUUAAAAAAACGAUUACGGUAAAAUUCCCCCAGAUAUCCCUUCCCCACCCCCACAUUUUCCCAGAUAAGUGAUAAGAUUAUGGCGUAUUUAGAAAGCUAAAAGCAUGAAAUGUUUCUAACCGCACAGAAUACACACUUAAUGACAUGACUGAUAGAACAACACUUUGUAUAAGCUUUCCUUUUUUUUCCCGAAAGGGGAAUAAACGCUAUUAGUUUUGUUUGGUCUGUCUGUCCGUCCGUCCCGUUUAGAUCUUAGAAACUAGAAGAGAAAAAGAAAAUCGGACAUCAUGAUAGUUUAGAUCAUUCAAAGUUAUGAUGCAACGGCUUUUUUUUUCUUUUCCGAAAGUGAACCAUCUAAUGUUUAUAAUUAUAGGCCUAUAUGCAAGCCGAUUUUGUU
Messenger RNA from Biomphalaria glabrata, 3272 nucleotides. RefSeq lists its product as uncharacterized. Bases 221 to 1192 code for a protein of 323 amino acids. Lineage: Eukaryota; Metazoa; Mollusca; Gastropoda; Planorbidae. The record is from RefSeq and is a predicted model, not a curated record. The transcript has 3 exons. Gene Ontology annotation, cellular component: membrane.